AAAUGGAUCCAAACGUUUGCCAAUAUGGUAAAUGCUUUGAAUGUGGAGACACAAACAGUGGUUCUAAUUGGUGCUCCAAAUGUGAAAUCGAUUUCCUCCGGCGUAAUUUUUCCAAAUGGACAAGUGGCAAUGUCAAUAUUGAUUUAAUUAUCCAAAAGACUCAAACUACUGCUUUCGGAUGUGUGGACUAUCUGGAAUGGAUCCCUUUCGAGAACUUUGAUUUUGUUAAAUACCAUGCAAGAGGCGCGUUCAGCGUAAUUUAUUCUAGCGUAUGGAUGGAAGGGCCUAGACAUAUUUUUGACAGCGAAUCCCAAGAUUGGGUUAGAAACGGUCCUACAAAAUGUGCCUUGAAAAGAAUCGAAAAUUCUCAAUCAAUGUGUCAAGAAUAUUUAGAUAAUAUUUACAUCAAUAUCUUGCCAAAACCAUGGGAUGUCUUUGCUGGUAUGGCUUUUCUAAAUUCUCAUCAUCAUCAAAAACUUGCCAAAAAGAGAGAUGUUAUCGAUAUGCUUUGGGGAAUAGUUGUUGGUGGUCUUGAGCCAAUUCAUGAAAAUGGGUUUUUUCAUGGAAAUCUUCAUGGUGGUAAUUUAUUAGUUGAAGAGCAUCCUGAAUCAAUAAAUGUAAAAAUUUCUGAUAUUGGGUUACAUGGUCCCGCUGACAGCUCUGCAUCCGGUAUUUAUGGUGUUUUGCCUUACAUCGCUCCAGAGGUGUUGAGAGGUAAAAAAUAUACUCAGGAAUGUGAUAUAUAUAGUUUUGGAAUUAUUAUGUGGGCAAUGUCCUCCUUUGUUCCUCCUUUUUGUCAUAUUCCUCAUGACCUCGAUCUUGCAACAUUAAUAUGUGAUGGUUUAAGGCCAAGUAUCAUCGAUGGUACUCCCGAAGUGUAUGUAACACUAAUGGAAAGAUGCUGGCAUCAAGAUCCAAGCCAGAGACCUAAAGUUUCUGAACUUAAUGAAAUUUUAACUUCAUGGAUGACUGCAAUCAGCGAUGACCCUGAUCCUUCACCAACUUCUGAGCAAUUUGAUAUUGCCGAAGAAAAGAGAUUUUCCGAUUUAAUAAAUAAAACUUUUCCCAAACCAAAAUUUCAUAAUCAAGCGGUUUAUAUAAGCAGAUUAUUAAAUUAUAAAUCUCUUUAUAAGAAUACUCAAUAG
This is a messenger RNA of Racocetra fulgida, 1145 nucleotides long. The record is from the annotation of a GenBank genome assembly. NCBI's taxonomy places the organism in Eukaryota, Fungi, Glomeromycota, Glomeromycetes, Diversisporales, Gigasporaceae.